Messenger RNA from Penicillium olsonii, 2580 nucleotides. NCBI's taxonomy places the organism in Eukaryota, Fungi, Ascomycota, Eurotiomycetes, Eurotiales, Aspergillaceae. The record is from the annotation of a GenBank genome assembly.
AUGGCCGACCAUGGCCAUCCGGGCUAUGUCCACGAGCUACCCGCCGAACCUGUCGUGGAGUCAUCCAACACUCGUCCCCCAACUACUGGGAUGAGUGGUAUCAAGUUGAAUGAUGCAGGUCGCGUAGAUAUCGAUUGGGACUCAAACUUCGUGCGGACCCUCUCAAAGCUGUACACCGGCCCUUUCUCACGCGCUGAUACACCACCACCCGAAUACUCCGAACUACCGACGCAGGGUGCCGAGGCUCAAGAUGUUUACCCAGAUCGCAUAUCCGAGCACUUGGAGUCAAGUGGAGAAUCUGGAAAAAAUUGGGUCGCCAAAUUGAACAUUGUGAUUCAAGUCGUGGGGAGCCGAGGUGAUGUUCAACCAUUCAUUGCCCUCGGCCAUGAACUCAAGCGAUAUGGACAUCGCGUGCGCUUGGCCACACAUGAUAGGUUCGAAAGUUUCGUGAGGGAUUCCGGGUUGGAGUUCUACCCAAUCGGAGGCGACCCAAAAGAGCUAAUGGCAUACAUGGUGAAGACCCCGGGGCUGAUACCUAGCAUGGAGAGUUUUCGGGCCGGUGAGAUUCGUCGCAAGCGCAUCAUGAUCCGGGAAAUGCUGGACGGGUGUUGGGAAUCAUGUAUCAAGCCGGAUUUGGUGACAGGUCACCCAUUCGUGGCUGAUGCGAUCAUCGCAAACCCACCGAGCUUUGCACAUGUGCAUUGUGCUCAAGCCCUCAGCAUUCCGGUACAUCUGAUGUUCACAAUGCCUUGGAGCCAGACAAAGUCUUUUGCACACCCAUUAGCCAACUUCAAGGCAGAUGAUUCAGAUCAGGGGCUCAAAAAUUACAUCUCGUACGAUCUUGUCAACUGGCUUACAUGGCAGGGGGUAGGCGAUGUAGUGAAUCGAUGGCGGAAAGAGCUUGACCUGGACACAGUGGCUACGUUCGAAGGUCCUCAUCUUGCUGAAAUUCUGAAAGUCCCAUUCACAUACUGCUGGUCUCCGGCUCUUGUUCCUAAACCGUCAGAUUGGCCGUCUUAUGUUGAUGUCUGCGGCUUUUUCUUCCGUGAUGCCCCAGCAUACGACCCUCCAACUGAUCUCCAGGUCUUUUUAUCUUCUGGUCCCCCGCCGGUAUAUAUUGGCUUUGGGAGUAUUGUGCUUGAGGAUCCGGCCAAGGUGCAUGCAGCCAUUCUUGAUGCGAUCGACGCUGCUGGAGUUAGGGCCAUCAUCUCUCAGGGGUGGUCGAAUUUGGGCGGCAAAAAAAGCGAAAACGUAUAUCUCAUCGGAGAUUGCCCCCACGAGUGGCUGUUUCAACACGUUGCAGCGGUGGUACAUCAUGGAGGCGCUGGCACGACGGCUUGUGGGUUGCGAAAUGCAAAACCUACAGUCAUCAUUCCGUUCUUUGGAGAUCAACCAUUCUGGGGUGAUAUGGUGGCUGCAUCGGGCGCUGGUCCUGCCCCCAUUCCUCACAAAGAUCUCAAUGCCGAAAUUCUGGCGGAAGGAAUUCGAUAUUGUCUCACGGAUGAAGCAACCAGUGCCGCCUCUGUAAUUGCGGUCAAAAUUGCUUCUGAAACAGGAGUCCAAGCAGCCGUCAACUCCUUCCACUCGUGUCUUCCUUUGGAGAAUCUCUCCUGCGAUAUCUGUCCAGGGGUUCCUGCAGUGUGGUCUUAUCCCACAGGUGACACCCAAAUCAAACUGUCAAAAGUGGCGGCAGCCACACUCGUCGAAAAGAAAGUGAUUAAUCCGAAACGACUUAAACCACAUACGCUCAAAUCCCUUGUGAUUGAGAAUCGUCGAUGGGACCCUAUCACGGGCGGAAGCUCUGCCGUUAUGGGAACCACGACAGAGCUCCUUGAUUCCAUCUUGGGGGUCUUCUACAAGCCUGUUGAGGAGUAUAAGGACUACCAAAUGAGCCGCAGGGAUCUCACCUUGACUAGUAGCGCAAGCCAAUCCGCAGAAAGGCCAGCAAGCAGCUCCACCGGAGAGUACUCCAUGCAGAAGAAUAAAGCGGGUUCUACAAGAAGUAUCACUUCUUCAGAAAACCCCUCGCUGCACUCCCAACGGAAUGGAGCUAGGCUUGCAGGAAGAAUGGCUGGAGCUUCUGCGAAGAGUCUUGCCAAAUUUGUGCCGACUGCGCUGAAAGGAAUGACAGUCGACAUCCCGCUCGCUAUGACGGAAGGGAUGCGCAACGUCCCUCGAUUAUAUGGAGAAAAGCCACAGCACGAUGGAUCCGUCACUGAUGCCAAGAGCGGGUUUGUCCUCGGCGGCAAGGGGUUCGCAUUGGGGAUGGUGGAAGCAGUGGGCGAUUUGGUCGUGAAACCGUACGAAGGCAUCCGAGAAGAUGGAGCUCGGGGCGCUGUGACUGGUAUUGGUAAGGGUGUAGCAAAUAUGACGACGAAAGCUGGCUGUGCGAUGUUUGGUGUUGUGGUAUAUCCGGGUGUUGGUAUUGCCAAAAGCCUGAAAUCAGCUGUCUAUUCCGGGACGAAAAAGAAGAUUGCCAGCGCUCGUCACGCUGAGGGACAAUGGUUGUUGGCAGAUUAUGUGGAAGUUGAUAGCCUCAUUGUAAGAUUUCGAGGAAUGCUCAAAGGCAAGAAAGGCUGA